Sclerotinia trifoliorum is the source of this 2320-nucleotide messenger RNA. The record is from the annotation of a GenBank genome assembly. NCBI's taxonomy places the organism in Eukaryota, Fungi, Ascomycota, Leotiomycetes, Helotiales, Sclerotiniaceae.
CAAUCGAUGAUCUAUAACAUUAUGCGAUGUUGGAAUUGAUAUAAUACCUCAUGUUAAUUCUGGUUGAAUAUUUCAACUUUCCAACUUUUUUCAACACGGUUUGAGAGUGUACAUCCAUCAUUUCACCAUGGAUCAAUUAUUGACAAGAGAUUCCCUCACAACCAACAUCCUGGUCAUCCUAAGCAUCUCCUACGUCAUCUAUAACCUCAUCCAAAAAGUCCUCUUAUAUCAACAACAACGCACUUUCGCCAAACAAAACAAUUGUCUUCCCUGUGUCUCCUACCCGCGAAAAGAUCCCUUUUACGGCCUCGAUUUCUUUGUCAACACUAUUCGCGCGGGUCGGAAUGGAAAAUUCCUCGAGACGACUCAAAAACGAUUUGAGUCACUUGGCGUUUACACAUAUGUCUCUAACCCCCUAGGUAUCACAACUAUCAACACGGCCGAUCCCGAAAACAUCAAAACCGUUUUAGCAACCGCGUUUAAAGACUAUGAAUUAUUUUCUAGGAGAAAAGCUGGCUUGAUGCCAAUUUUUGGACCAGGAAUCUUUGCGGUAGAUGGAGAGGAAUGGGAACAUUCGAGGGCGAUGUUGAGGCCGAAUUUUGUGAGGAGUCAGGUGGCCGAUUUACAUGUUUUCGAGAAACACUUUGGGAAGUUGAUCAAGAGGAUACCUAGGAAUGGGGCCACAUUUGAUUUGUCAAAGUUGUUUUUCAUGUUGACUAUUGAUUCUGGUGAGUUUUUGGAGUGAGGAUCAGUGAAAUGGUGGAUGGCUUGAGGAGAUAUGAUAAUAUGCUGUGCUAACUUUUCGUGGUAUAGCUACGGAAUUUCUUUUCGGUGAAAGUACGGAGACAUUGGACGAAGAGAAAUUGAAUUCACCCGGCCAUAAGUACUCGGAAGCUUAUGACUAUGUGAGUAUUGGACCUGAUACAUCUUGAAAGCACAUUUACUUACUUUUCACAGAUGGCUGAAAAAGUUGGCGCACAAAUCCGCUGUAAGUAAAGCAAAACGCUUAUGUCGUACUCUGUUCUACUUCACGAAACAAGGAACCAUACUAAUAAACAAACAGUGGGUAAACCUGCCAACUUCCCCCGCGACAAAAAAUACACAGAUUCCAUAAAAUACGUGCACUCGUACGUCCGCACCUACGUAGACAAAGCCCUCGCGCUCCAAAUCACCAAUUCAUCGCAAAAACCGCAGGAAUCUGGUUCAGAUCGCUAUAUCUUCCUACAAGAACUCGCCAAAUCCGGCUACAGCGCGCUGAAAAUCCAAGCAGAGUUGCUUAACAUUCUACUUGCGGGGCGUGAUACAACCGCCAGUUUACUUACUCUUCUCUUCAUGGUACUUUCUCGUGAAAAAGAUGUGCUUGAGAAAUUGAGAAAGGAGGUAAUGGGAUUGGAAGGAAGACGACCGACUUUUGAGGAAGUCAAGGAUAUGAAGUACCUAAGAUGGUGCAUUAAUGAGAGUAAGUUUUUACUUUUCGUGCUCUUUUUAUCGUCACAUCACCUGCAAAGAACCCCAAAUACAGACUAUGAAACUAACAGAUCCCAAGCAAUGCGACUCUACCCCAUCGUCUCAACUACGUCUCGCGUUGCAGCCCGCGACACGGUACUUCCUCGCGGUGGCGGAACUGACGGAAAAUCCCCGACGAUGGUUAAAAAAGGAAGUGUGGUAGUAUACAGCUCUUAUGUGAUGCAUCGAAGAAAGGACAUUUAUGGAGAAGAUGCUGCUGAAUUUCGACCUGAGAGAUGGGAGAAAUUGAGAGUUGGGUAAGUGAUUCAAUAUUUGAUAUCUAUGUUUGAAAGACAAAAUGAUGUACUAACUUGUAACUCAAAGCUGGGAAUACAUUCCCUUCAGUGGAGGUCCUCGUAUUUGUAUUGGACAGCAAUUUGCAUUGACCGGUUAGUUCGCCUUUCUUUAUGUUUACAUUCCCUUAUGAGGGCUCGUGGUAGCCAGGCAAGAAAAGACUGACAUAGAGAACAGAGGCAUCCUACACCACAAUUCGUCUUUUACAAACUUUCUCCAGAAUUGAAUCGAGAGAUGAUGAACCCUUUGCGGAAUGGUUGACACUGACUUUGUCAAACAAAGGGGGUUGUAAGGUCGCGAUGUUUGAGUAGGCGAGCAGUUGUGAGUAGAAAGUGGAGAGAAUUGAAAGAAUAGGAGUAAAUAAAAGUAAAGGACGAAAGAAAGCUAUGAAUGAAGGAUAAACCCGAGAACAAGUAUCCAAGCUUCUAGAAAGUAACAUGAAUGACUUAUUUCCUGCAUAUAAGUCACAUCUACUCCUCUACAUCUUUACUAAUAAUAUUUCUCUUGCAUGGCAAGUCUU